UUUCUACCCUUUUUCUUCCUUACCACAACCUCUUUCACCAAUACAUUUAUCAACUAUUAUUUCUAUAUUUGAUUCGUAUAUAUUUCAUUUUCUUCCUUUUCUAUAUUACAGCACAAAUCAAUUUCCGUUUCUCCGCCGGAGAAAUCACCGUAACAAUGCUGUAAUCUCUAUACCCUUCCGUUCCGGCGAUCCGUGAUAGUGAGCGUUUCAUCAUCUUCCUCAUUCAACAACGCUCUCUAUCACAUUUUUCUCUAAAUCUUGCUAUUAACCGUAAACGACAACAACUACAACAAUGACUAAUAAAUCUGACUCCGUCGUUUACCUUCACGGUAAUCUUGCUUUGAAAAUCGUUGAGGCUCGUUUUCUACCGAACAUGGACAUGUUCUCAGAGCGUUUUAGGAGAUUCUUCUCCGCUUUCAAUUCAUGCAGAACUUCAAUUUCUGGUAAAGGAAAGAAUCACGAGCCACGUCAUCAUCAUCAUAAGAUUAUCACCAGUGAUCCUUACGUAACGGUUUGUCUCGCCGGUGCUACGGUGGCGCGAACGAGAGUUAUUUCGAACUCGCAGUCGCCGAAAUGGGAAGAGCAUUUCAGGAUUCCUCUGGCUCAUCCUGCUUCUCAGGUUGAAUUUUAUGUGAAGGAUAAUGAUAUGUUCGGCGCUGAUUUGAUCGGAAUCGCAACGGUUUCCGCGACGAGGAUUUUAUCAGGCGAUAAUAUAUGUGAUUGGUUUCCGAUUAUAGGUUCUUUCGGGAAGCCGCCGAAGCCUGAUUGCGCGGUUUUUCUUGAGAUGAAAUUCACGAGGUGUGAUGAUGAUCCUCUGUAUCGGUCCGGUGUUUCGCUUGGGCCUGAUAGGUUUGCGGUUGAGGAUUCGUAUUUUCCGGUGAGGCGUGGAGGAUUGGUGACGCUGUAUCAAGAUGCGCAUGUUCCGGAUUCAAUGUUGCCGGGGAUUGAAUUGGAUGAUGGUGUAGAGUUUCAGCAGGGGAAGUGCUGGGAAGAUAUCUGUCAUGCAAUCUUGGAAGCGCAUCAUAUGGUGUAUAUUGUCGGUUGGUCAAUUUUUCACAAGGUGAAGCUUGUUAGAGAACCAACCAAACCCUUGCCAAAUGGUGGAAAUUUGAAUUUGGGGGAAUUGCUCAAGUACAAAUCACAAGAAGGUUUGCGAGUUUUACUGUUGGUUUGGGAUGAUAAAACUUCACACAGUAAAUUUUUCAUAAACACGAAUGGAAUAAUGCAAACUCAUGACGAAGAAACUCGAAAGUUUUUCAAGCAUUCUUCAGUUACAUGUGUGUUGUCACCAAGAUAUGCCAGCAGUAAGCUUAGCAUUUUCAAGCAGCAGGUUGUCGGAACGCUUUUUACGCACCAUCAGAAAUGUGUGAUCGUUGAUACUCAAGCACAUGGAAAUAACCGGAAGAUAACUGCAUUUAUAGGUGGUCUAGAUCUUUGUGAUGGUCGGUAUGAUACACCUGAGCAUAGAAUUUGCCGUGAUCUUGACACUGUUUAUAAGGAUGAUUAUCAUAAUCCCACAUUUUCUGCAGGAACCAAGGGUCCAAGGCAACCAUGGCAUGAUCUGCAUUGUAAAAUUGAAGGGCCUGCUGCAUAUGAUAUACUCACUAAUUUUGAGCAGCGCUGGAAGAGAGCCACCAAAUGGUCUGAGUUAGGUCAAAAAUUAAAAAGAGUAUCACAGUGGCAUGAUGAUUCUUUAAUUAAGUUAGAACGCAUCUCUUGGAUUCUUAGUCCUUCUGAAUCAGUGCCAAAUGACGAUCCUGAAUUAUGGGUUUCAAAGGAAGAUGACCCUGAAAAUUGGCAUGUUCAGGUUUUUCGAUCAAUAGAUUCAGGCUCUUUGAAAGGGUUUCCUAAGGAUAUACAUGAAGCCAGGGCUCAGAAUCUUGUUUGUGCUAAAAAUUUGGUCAUAGACAAGAGUAUUCAAACAGCCUACAUACAUGCCAUUAGAUCUGCCCAGCAUUUUAUUUAUAUCGAGAAUCAAUACUUUAUUGGAUCAUCCUUUGCUUGGCCAUCUUACAAAGAAGCAGGUGCUGAUAACUUAAUUCCUAUGGAGUUGGCGCUGAAAAUUGUCAGUAAGAUCAGAUCUCGGGAGAGAUUUACUGUUUAUAUUGUCAUUCCAAUGUGGCCAGAAGGUGUCCCUUCUUCUGUCACUGUGCAAGAGAUUCUCUAUUUUCAGAGACAAACUAUGCAAAUGAUGUAUGGAAUCAUAGCCAGGGAAUUAAAAUAUACAAACCUUAACAAUAGCCAUCCACAAGAUUACCUCAAUUUUUACUGUCUUGGUAACCGAGAAAAGUUUGCAACUGGAGAUUUAAAUCCAAAGAAUUCACAUUCCGAUGAUGGUGACACGGUUUCAGCUUCACAAAAGUUCCAACGGUUUAUGAUUUAUGUACAUGCCAAAGGAAUGGUUGUGGAUGAUGAGUAUGUGAUGGUUGGAUCUGCCAAUAUCAACCAACGAUCUUUGGGUGGAUCAAGAGAUACCGAGAUAGCAAUGGGUGCAUAUCAACCCCGUCAUACAUGGAACAGGAAAAAGGGCCACCCUCGCGGGCAGGUAUAUGGGUAUAGAAUGUCCUUGUGGGCAGAGCACUUAGGGACCAUACAUGACUGCUUCAAAGAACCUGAAAGUUUGGAAUGUGUGGAGACUGUGAACAAGAUCGCGGAACAAAACUGGAAGAACUUUACAGCUGAUGAUUAUAAGCCAUUGCAAGGGCACAUUAUGAAGUAUCCCAUCAAAGUGAAUGCAGAUGGGAGAGUAGGCCCCUUGCCUGGAUUUGAGUCUUUCCCAGAUGUCGGCGGCAAGGUGCUUGGUUCCCGAUCUAAUCUUCCUGAUGCUCUAACUACAUAGACAUGACAUAACCUCCCAUUCUCAAAUAAUGGAGAGAAUUGGAUCGCAGGACGUGUUCGGCAAAAAUUUUAUCAGCUACACAAAUUUUUUAUCGGGUCCUUGCCCGACUUUUUUUUAUCACGAUCUACUGUAUAGUAUGCAAUAGGCUGCAUAUGGCAGCCAUAGCCACACUGUAUAUUUGUUUGAGUUGAAUGCUUGUUGCAAUGAGAACUUCACAAUUACCAGGUAAAACAAUUGUUCAAAAUUUUACACUUUAGUGUUUUAUUUUUAUUUAAAAGUAUAUUAAGAUCAAUAUAUUACUAUUUUUACCAUAUUAUUCCUUCCUAAUUGUUGUUACUAUCGAAGAAAUUUUCUUUCUUUAAAUGAAAUUGUAGGAUUAUAUGAUAAAGAAAACAUUUUAGGAUGCAUUGCAUGGUAUAUAUACGGCGGAAAACAUUCUGACUCCACUGAAGUAAAUGAAUUACAUUAUUACACAAGUUCAUCUCAUACAAUAGUAUUCCAUAACAACAACGAUUAAUUAAGCUCUUCAACAAGAACAAAAUUAACAUGAACAAACCAUAUUAUAAAGAGGAGACA
This is a messenger RNA of Lathyrus oleraceus (garden pea), 3415 nucleotides long. RefSeq names its product phospholipase D delta. NCBI's taxonomy places the organism in Eukaryota, Viridiplantae, Streptophyta, Magnoliopsida, Fabales, Fabaceae. The transcript is spliced from 10 exons. The coding region runs from base 293 to 2839 and encodes 848 amino acids. Gene Ontology annotation, cellular component: plasma membrane. Gene Ontology annotation, molecular function: D-type glycerophospholipase activity; calcium ion binding. The record is from RefSeq and is a predicted model, not a curated record. Gene Ontology annotation, biological process: phospholipid catabolic process; phosphatidylcholine metabolic process.